AUGACGGGCGCCGGCAGUGAACGGGAUGGGUGCUCAACGCUGCCGUCCGGCAGACUGGAGACAACAGCCGAGAAACUGAUUUCAGGUGACGACUUUCCUUCUCUCGAGACAGGUGUAGGAGGUUUCUCGGGUCAAGACAAACGUCUGAGAAGCGCCAAAACGGUCGAAUGGGCAAGCACUGGGAUGGACGCUGCCUCGGCGAACCAGCGAGACCCCCCCCCCGUCCUGCCUCUGCUGAAAGAAGAUCAGAGCCAGGCACUGUCGUCGAUGGCGCUUUGGCAGAGACGCUUACCGACGGAGAUCGCCGAGGGACUUCAGCCGUUCCCGCCGACUCCUCGAACCCCUACUUUGUUGCGGGACGCGAGCUCCGGCGCAAUCAGCGGCUUGACCGGCACGGCGACCGGUGGAGAUGAAACGCGCACCGAAGGAGUGACGAGGUCUGAAUUGCGACAGGUCGUUCACCUGAAGGCAAAGAUUGACGUUCACGGAGCUGAGAAAACGACAGCAGCGACGACGGAUCUGGAUGGCCGGGAGCUCGACCGAGUGCACAACGUUGAGGCCGAAACCAAGAACGAGGGUUCGAAGGAGGCGGGGAGAGAGACUCAUGGCCGUGCACCGUGCAGCGCGGCGCCGCACCUUGUCGGAGGCUCCGAGGAUGCAGAGGGGAUGCGAAAACGCAGCUCCUUCGCCUCGUGUGCGUCAGAACCGACGCAGCCUAGUUUCGACAGUGCCGCGAGGGGCGACGCGCCAGUGGAAGGUGUAAAUAGCUCUCGAAUCAGGCCACAACCUGAGUCUGUUUCGCAGGUCGAUUCAGGUGUGGUGAGCAUCGAGGGAAACGCGGGGGCGAGUCUUUUGAACUGUCGGCUGCAUGCAGGCCCAGUGUCCACGCCGGUGUCCAGAGCCCAAGAGCAGAACAGCUUGCAGUUGCCUCAAUUCGGGAAGGAAUGGGGAAGGUCGUCUGGUCUGGACUGUGGGGGUUCUGGCGACGACACGGGCAAAGCUGACGUGCCCGGCGAUGGGAGCGGCCCUGUGCCAAGCGGCAUGAGAACGAAAGACGCGGAUGUCGAAGAACCCGCGGGCGAGGAACUCUGGAACUCGAUCGGCAAACCGGUCUCAGCCGCGCUUUCCUGUUCCCUCUCGUCCGCCAUUUUGAAGUCGAAGAAACAGUUGACUGUACCGCAGCCGCCGCCGCUCGUUCGGAGUUUCAUCUGCCGUGUGUUUGCGGCCCAGCUGGCUCACGAGAAGGCGCUCCUUCUGCAGGUAUUCGUCGAUGCACUCCCGCGGCUGGAAGCGGAGAUUCGCCAGCAGCGCGCUGCGGCGCUCGGCGGCGACGCAAGUCAAAGUCCGCUUCCAUACGCUCGCAACCUCGGUGGUUUGCUCAGCCAGAUCCGCGCAGGCGAGGAAGCCUCUGGGUGCGAGACCCCGGGCCAGGCGGGCACGCCGACCGCAGAUGUCAGCGCAAGGGAAGCGACUUUCGCGCGCAUUCGCACGGCGCGCGGAAACGCCGGGCACCUUGCACUGCAGCUGAAACACCACCUGCUCUCGCUUGUCUCUUACCUCCAACAGCGCGUGGAAGGUGGAUCUCUGUCUGCGAACUCGACGUCGCCGAACACGCCCUCUUCCCGUGACGGCGCGGACCCGCUGGCAACGCUCGGCUCAUCGGCGGUGUUUGGGUUCCACAAGCGGCAGCUCUACGAGGCGGAAAUUGCGUUGCUGCCGCGCGAGUGCGUCGCAAUCGCGGACGGACAGGCGAACCCUAUCAGUGAGCAUCCAAAGGCCGCCGACGCGAAUGGGCCAGGAUCAGUCGCGAAUCUUCAGUCGAGCGAGGAGCCUCAAACGCAAGGUGCGGGUCCCCACGCCGAGUCCCACCCAGAAAAACAGGCACCGCCAAGUGGGGACCCGGCUGCGCCUCUUGGCGAUGGCGUCGAGUGCCGGGGGCACGCUCCUGCGUCCGCACACGACAGCGGGACUCUAGGCGCUCUGAGCGAAUCCAAGGACGACGGCGCGGAGUCGGAAAAGAAGGGCGGCCUGGAAAUGUCCUCUGGCGCUGCGUCUCUCGGCGAGCGUCCCGAACGUCUGCUUGGUCAGGUGUUGGGCGCCGAAGAGGAGGUGCUCCGGGGCUUGCCAGCGUGCAUGGUGAACUACCUCCUUAUCUUCAUGGAUGUGCUGGUCCUGUUGUGCGUGGAUCCGAGCGCCUUAGCGACGGCGGCAGCUGCGCAGAUGGGGAAGAGGGCCGCAGAGAACGAAGGCGAAGGGACGAGCCAAACACGCGCAGCACCGGGCGCCUCGGGCGACGGUGCCCCGGCGAGCAGCGACAGUGGAGAGGGCGAAGAAAGCGGCGUCCUGCAUUCGGGAACGGAGAUUCUGUCCGAGCGCACCGCUGAGGGCGCCUCUGCAGACGCGUUGUCCCAGCAUGCGACGCCCGAACCGGUGCGUGCCGCCUCUGCGUUUGACGCGGAGGACGAGGGGAAGGAGACAAUGGCACGCGGCGCGCACGUGAUCCUCUCAGUGGCGGUGGAGGUGGCGAUGCGCGGCGCGUUGCGGAGCUUAGAGGAGCUCCGGAGCGUGCACAGUGAAAAGGCGAACGUGCUGUCGAGGGGACGAGACGAACACUUGCUGCUCCUGGAGCACGUCCAUCGAGAUUUCGGAUGCCGACCCUACGGAGGGGAGACGAUCCGAAAGGAGGAUGCGGUUAGCCCGUCGACUGCCUCUCGGGCAAGAACCCCCGGCCAUCGAGACAGCUCCACCUGCGCAGCGUCCACGUUUUCCUCGUCCUCGUCGGUAGGCUCCUGGGGACCGGACGCUUCGCCGAGAGCCGCCGUAGGCACGGACGAACACGCGUUCAGCCGAAACGAGCAGUGUGUCUCGCAUGAAGCGGGGCGUCCUCUCUCAGGCUUUGGCGUGCACGACGGUGCACGGGGGGCGGGGAAAGCCAAGCCGUGCCUUGAUUCCCAACUGCAUGAGCGCGGCAGCGUCGGACACGCCUGGGACGCGGAUUCACCUGGUAAAGGAAAAGCGGAGGAGGAGUUGGGCGAUGGAACCGAACCUUUGGACCCCGAAUCUAUGCUGUUCUUUGCGCCGCUGUACUCGAGCAUUCCGCCGUCGUGUCUGGGCGAUGAGGACAUUCCUAGGAAGGAGAAAGCGAGACAGAGGUGGGCAGCGGGGGGCGUCUUUCCUGAAGACACGGCCCAAGGGGUGUUCGCCCAUGCCGACGGCGCGCAGCCCUAUUUCGGCGCUGGUCCCGUGCGCCCAAGCAGACUUGCGAGUCUGGAGGAGCUGCAGAGUUUGUGGGGUGAUCUUCUGAACCCUUCGUUUCCAGAGGGAAAAUCUGCGUGGCAGGCAAGCACUCGUGGAGAUGCCUCGCCGCCGUACUCUUUCCUCUGGAGGAAGGAAAGACUGCGCGAGACCUUGCCACUCCUGGACGGUGACUGUGCGCCACGAGGACAUGAUGGAAAGUUCACGAGCCGUAGUGGGGAAUUUUCGGCGCGAAGCCCUGUGCGAGCGGACACUGAAGGGGAUGCCGGAGUCCUGUUUGCCGGUGUCCCCUCGAGGGCAAGCAAGCGAACACGGUUGGAGCAUCUGGAUGAAGAUAUGCGGAAUCCGGCGGGACAGCGCGGCGGUUUCUCAGAGGAGCACAGGGAGAAAGGGGAUCGAGAAGAAGGGAGAGAGACCCUGAGACGCGCAUCCUCGUUCACGAUGGAGACCCGCCGCAGGAGGGCUGGCCUCGUUGAUGACGUCCCCUUCUCUGGCUCAGAUGGGCGGGGAGCCGAAUGGCCCAACUCGAGCAAGUGGCGGCAGCGGGAUCCGCGCGAAGCCUCUGGCCGACGCCUCUAUUCCCAACCCUGUUCACCGUCUUGUGAGGGCUGUGAAUCGUGCCUCGGCCUUGCGGAGUCGGCGGAGGACUGCGUGGAAUCGCGUGUCGUCAGCGAGUUCCGUAAGGAGCGGUUGGGAUUUCCAGGCGCAGGAAGUCUCGCAGGUGGCCGUGCGUCAAGGGGGGAUGGCGCUGACGAGGCGUCUUCAAGUCCAGUCUACGCGGGCAACAGCCUCCUGCCAAGCGGGCGCUCGGGCAGUGCUUCGCCCGCUUGCUCGCUGGCGAGUGGACAGGUGUCAUCGAGACUCAGCCACGCGUCCCUGGACUCAAGUUGCGCGAACGGCGUGUUUUCCGGCGCCUCCGGUGCUCGACGAACCGGCGGGCAGACUGCGUCGCGGCGCGGCGUCUGCGGAUCCCCUGCAGAGGAUGGUUUGAUGCAUCAAGAGGCGGGGAUCAAAGCUGCGCUGGGGAGGGCUGCCGGUUCUCUCCGCUCGGGCGGAGGGGAUCCUACGGCCCCCCAAGGCGCAGGCUCCCAAGGUGCGAAAAAGACGUCGCUGUCGGCGGGUAGCCGACGAGGACAAACCAGCGGUGCGCACGGAUCGGCGGGCGACAGUGCGGGGGCGCGCCUGACGAAGGCAGGUGGAGGUGAAGCCAACGGUUCCCCGCUGGACGCGGAGGAAAUGGACACUGGCCAUGACACUCGGCGGCCCAUGCGUGGGGUGUAUUUCGAUAAAACGCAGCGGUCGUGGAUCGGGUCGUUCUACGAGGAUCGACGCCAAAUAAAAAAGCGCUUCAAGAUUGACACGUACGGCUUCCACGAGGCGAGGGCCCUUGCCAUUGGCGUGCGUAUGACGUAUGAGCGCCGCAUGCGCAACGCAGAAAACUCGAGUCCCUCGUGUGGACGUGGGGCGAACGAGGUUCCUGGGCUCGCCCGGACGCCUGCCAAAGCUCUCGCCUCCCAAGCCUCUGAGGGUCGAAACACCCGAGCGGGCACCUCUGCCGUUACACUGAGUAGUGCGCAAGAGCCGGAAUAUGGAACCAAAGUCUACGAUAGUACACGGCCGCUAGUCGGCGGCGCGAAACACAACAGAGUUCUGUACCCUGGUGGCCUCGCCAGACGCCCGGAAAGUGACGGUGAGAAGGAAGCGCCUGUCGGUGGCGAAAGUCCAGGAGGUUCCAAUGCGGGAGAGGGCGCCAGCGAGCGAGUUGAGGAGCCUACCGCCAAUGAAAUGGGAGAGGACGCAUCCGAAGCGAUGGGAUCUGGAUGGCCCCGGCAGAUCCGCGAACUCGUGAAAGACGAGGAAGGCAGGAUUCCAGGCGAGAUGCCGUCGACCGGUGGAAAUGUGACGGAACUGAAUCGCGCACCGGAGGCUUGGAGACCGUCUGUGAAGGAGCAGGCCAACCGUGGAGACAAGGAGUUGGGCGGCGAUGAAAGGAUAUGGGGAAAGACGGAGGGUAAACCGUAUGGACAUUCGGGCGGGGCGACGGAGAGUACACGAGAAACGCGUUCAUGCCUUCCAGGCGAGAGGAAACGCGGGCGUGAAGCAGCUGAGGAAGAUCAGGAAGGGCGGUUGUCGCAGUGUCGGCGACGGACCGAUGAUUCGAGCGCAAACGCGUCAUACGGUUUCGCGCCCGACGAAGGAGCAGCUGAGCGCACGGGUGGCGGUGACCCAGCGGAAGAGGAGCAACGCCGGUUCUUGAGUAAACGAGGCGAUGCGGAGGUGGAACGACGAUUGCUCGGCCAAGAUUGGGACGCGGCGGUUGACGGCAUGCACCAGGUUCUGAAUGGCAACGACACCUGCGGGAGCGCCAGCGAGAUGGCGGGCGUCGCGGAGGAAAACAGACGCAGUGCAGAUGCUGUGCUGAAGUGGGGCGUUGAUUGCGUAGACGCACUGGGGUCCCCCACGUGUGGCAACUCACCGAGAGACACCCGCGUUGGUGAAGCGGCCUCAACGGGGAGUAUGCUGGUGGCGUCAUCGGCAAGCAGGGGCGGCGCAUGCAAUCCUAGCCGAGGUAAUGACUUGCGCGAUGAGCUUGUUGUCGCGAGGACGCCACUUGACAAAGCUGGAAGGCCGGCCGCAGAUGCAUCUCCAACGUGUAUCACUGAUGAGGAACUUCAACAGCGGCAGCGCCAGCAGCACCAGCAACUGGAGGAAGACCUCGAACACCUGGCUCAUCUUCACGAGCAGGCGCGGCUCCUCGGCGCCGGCGAGGACGCGGCGCUUUUUAGAGAGCUCAGCAGAAUGCCGGACACGUGCCUACCCAGCGACAGCAGCAGGUUUCCCAGAGACGAGGAGUGUGUUCGUAAAUCAGCUGGGCGGACGUCUGCGAUGUCGUCAGGGUCGGAUGCUGUCGGUUUCCUCCCAUGCGACAACAGGAAGAUGGCUUUGUCCGACGACAGGGGCGGUAGCCGAGACAACGUCGACGCAGGGAACUCGGAGGGACGGACUGCCGGAGGCGCGUCCUCCGGCAACGGGUUAAGUGCUAGCCAGUGGAGUCAAGACUUGCCACUCGGGGUGUUUUACACGAGCAAGAAGCACGCCUACUGUGCAAAUUGGUAUGAAGGCAAAAGACAAAUGAAGCGGUACUUCCCCAUUUCAAAGCUGGGAGAGGAGCAGGCACGACUCAAAGCUAUUGCAGCCCGCCGUGAAGCUGAGCAACGGGAGCGCGAAUCAAAACGGAAGCUAGCUGCCGCCGCUGCCGCAGAAGCUGCUGCCGCAGCUGCCUCAUGCGGAAGUGGACGCAGUAACGCGCACCGUUCCCGGCACAACAGCCGGACCCUUUCGUCUGCACAUGGAACGGGAGGCGUUGGGUCGAGCUCUCAUGUCGGUGGCCGCCUCAGUAACGCGAGUGGCAAUGAAGAAGCUGGCGAGCCGGCAGAUCCGCUAUCGCCAGCGUGGCAUAGUGGCGGUUGUCAGCCUGUUCCGAAUCGUUCUCAGCGAGCGCAUGAAGAUAAGUUUCACUUCCUUCAGCAACAGCAACUGAGUCAGCUUCUGGAUGGCAAAGCUCACCCUUCGGGCGUUUGGGAGAGCCGCUUCCUUAGUUCCGUGCGCAGGAUCGGUAUGGAGUCAGAUGUGAAUCGUACGCAGUACGAACAGAGGUGGCGAAAGGCUGAGGCAGACGACAUAUUCACGAACAGCAAAAGUGCUCGUGGCGCAGAUCGGCGCCUUAACGGCAGUGACAGAGAAAGCUACGGGCGUUUGUCCAACCCGUCUCACGGCUCCUCGGUCGCUGAUGAGUCGCCGUUUAGUUUCGGUGGUCACGCCGCCCGAGACGCGAGGGGCUACGGGGGCGGAGGCAAUCGAGGAGCAAACGGUCCUCAAUCUGGUGACGGAGGCUUCGGAAAUGAGUUCCAGCUAGCUGGUCUUGAUCCGAUGAGCAGUGGGAACGGCUAUAGUUCCCGCGUUCAGCUCAACGGAGAGAGGGAGUGUGACGCCACCGAGCUCAUGGUAUGUGGAAGGGACGGUCAAGGGUGGUGA
This is a messenger RNA of Neospora caninum, 7290 nucleotides long. RefSeq lists its product as uncharacterized. Gene Ontology annotation, molecular function: DNA-binding transcription factor activity. The transcript has a single exon. Gene Ontology annotation, biological process: regulation of DNA-templated transcription. The coding region runs from base 1 to 7290 and encodes 2429 amino acids. NCBI's taxonomy places the organism in Eukaryota, Apicomplexa, Conoidasida, Eucoccidiorida, Sarcocystidae. The record is from RefSeq and is a predicted model, not a curated record.